Chara braunii is the source of this 3486-nucleotide messenger RNA. The record is from the annotation of a GenBank genome assembly. NCBI's taxonomy places the organism in Eukaryota, Viridiplantae, Streptophyta, Charophyceae, Charales, Characeae.
AGAAGGGGAGAGGUAGCGACGAACGAACGAAGCGCAGUGCAAGGCAAGGCAAGGCAAGGGAAGGCAAGGCAGGACAGAGGGAAGGAAAGGCAAGGCAAGGGCGGGAGGUAGGCGUCCAUAGAAACCGUGCCGAGGUCACUGACGAGCAGAGCGGUAGGCUCACCCCACUCGCUCCCGUUGUUGAGUGGUGGUGCGUGUGUAUGCUCAUCGUCGUCCUUCUACUUCGUUGCUCUCAUUAGCCCGGUUCCGUCAGGCUUUGCUGCCAGCUCUCUGCCCGUUUGUCUUUUUGGUCUCUCUCGUUGGGGCUCGAAGCACCAGAGAAGGGUGGAGUUGGUCUGGAUUUUCGGUCGGAGUUUGUUUCAUCGCUGCUAUCAUCUUGUUGCCUCUUAGCUCUCCGGCGUCUGUUCCUUCGUUUGCCGUGCUGCUGUACGACGCACCCAUCACAGUGGCAAGUGAAGCGUGGGAGCAAGCGCCGGCGUAAGUAGACAGUGAAGCGAGCGAGCGAGCGAGCAAGUGCCGGCGCCAGUUGCCAGCUUGAAGGCAGUGUUCGCGCGCAUCUGUCAAACUGUAUUCGCAAGGGAUACUCGGCGGUGGUUCGUCCACCAUGAGCCGUUACGACAGUCGGUAUCUGGACUCCACGUCAUAUCGCGAUCGAAAGAGUGAUUUUGGAGGCGGAGGGCUGUACGGAUCAUGGGGUGGUGCCGUGUCCCAUGUGGGACUAGCUGGUGCAGGGGGCGGUGGGUACCUUGGAGGCGGAGCGGCGGCAGGAGGGGUGCCUUACAACAUGGGGGGGCCUACGCACCUUGGAGCCGUUGGGGGGGCCUAUCCUGCACCUCGAGGCCCUGAAUGGGACGCGGAUCAGGGGGGGGGGGGGGGGGGGGGGGGGGGUGGAAGCAGUAACUACUCGAACAACAGCAGUGCGAAGAGGGAACUGGGCUCAAUCUCCUUACCUAAGGAGCAGUUUGAUAAUCUCCCAGCCUUUGAGAAAAAUUUCUACGUGGAGCAUCCAAGUGUCACGGCAUUGACGGAUCUGGACGUGGCAGAGUAUAGGAGGAGGAGGGAUAUAUCAGUGGAGGGCACGGGGGUUCCCAAACCAAUACGCACGUUUGACGAAGCCUCGUUCCCAGAUUAUGUUCUUCACGAGGUUUUGAAGGCAGGGUUCAAAGAGCCGACUGCCAUUCAGUCUCAAGGGUGGCCGAUGGCUCUUAAGGGAAGGGAUCUCGUUGGUCUGGCGGAGACGGGGUCUGGAAAGACACUCGCAUAUCUGCUUCCUGCCAUAGUGCAUGUCAAUGCGCAGCCAUAUCUAGCACCUGGUGAUGGGCCUAUUGUGCUCGUGUUAGCACCAACGCGAGAGCUUGCUGUCCAGAUUCAGCAGGAGGCAAAUAAGUUUGGAACAUCGUCACGGAUAAAGUCGACGUGUGUCUAUGGUGGUGCACCAAAAGGCCCACAAAUCAGAGACCUUCAGAAAGGUGUUGAGGUUGUGAUUGCCACACCAGGGAGGCUCAUCGAUAUGCUAGAGUCUCGGGUGACAAACCUGAGAAGAGUUACGUAUCUUGUUCUCGAUGAAGCAGACAGAAUGUUAGACAUGGGUUUUGAGCCUCAGAUUCGCAAGAUUGUGAACCAGAUUCGACCCGACAGGCAAACUCUGUACUGGAGUGCAACUUGGCCCAGGGAGGUUGAAGUCCUUGCAAGGCAGUUCCUGAAUAACCCGUACAAGGUUAUCAUUGGCUCUCACAAUUUGAAGGCCAAUCACAUGAUAGAUCAAGUUGUGGAGAUUGUGUCUGAACAUGAGAAGUACCCAAAGCUGGUAAAGCUUCUAGAGCAGAUUAUGGAUGGGGGUCGCAUUCUGAUCUUCAUGGAAACGAAACGAGGCUGCGAUCAAGUCACAAGGCAGCUGCGCAUGGAUGGUUGGCCAGCCCUUUCUAUUCACGGAGACAAAAGCCAGGCAGAACGUGAUUGGGUGCUGUCGGAGUUCAAAGCCGGCAAGAGCCCAAUUAUGACAGCUACGGAUGUUGCUGCGCGUGGUCUCGAUGUGAAGGACAUCAAAGUGGUAGUCAACUAUGACUUUCCCGGAACGUGCGAGGAUUAUGUCCAUCGUAUUGGUAGGACUGGACGUGCAGGAGCAAGAGGCACAUCGUACACCUUUUUCACAAGUGGAAAUGCAAAGCAUGCCAAGGAGCUCAUUGGAAUUCUACAGGAGGCUGGGCAGAAGGUGAAUCCGCAGCUUAUGAGCAUGGCAAGCAUGAACAGAGGUGGUGGUGGAGGUUUCCGAGACCGGGGCCGCGGUUUUGGAGGGCGAGGAUAUGGUGGUGGGUUCAUGCAGACAGGGUCGAAUGCCUUGCCGCUUGGUGGCCCUCGGCGGUACUGAGAGCGACUGCUGUUACGACGGGCUCGACUUCUCUCUACCGAGAGUGGGUGGAAUCGGUGCACAAGAGAGGAGCAGGGAAAGGGAUGCAGGUGGAUGGGUUUUCGGGUCCUUGUUUGCUAUAGGACAGCAGUAGCGUUUCUCAUCCAUUUUUGAUGUAGUUUCCACAAUAAGCGAUUUUAGGCGUAGAAAUCAGUUUUCCUUCCUUUGGCCUUUCUUUUCCCUUUCACGCCUUUUCUUAAACGUCCUCCCCCCCCCUUCCCCCUUCCCAACCCUGUCCCCACCCCUUCCUAUCUAGACACCUACAAUAGGUUUACCAGGACACUAGCGUUCACUGAGCGAGCCUUUUGUCCCUCUCACCGCCUCUCCUAGUUAAUACGCAAUUCGGCCUCCAUUGUCCCUCUAGCUUUUAUGUUGACGUCAUGUUGUGGAACACCUUCGGAAGUUAGCUCGUAAGGUGUGCUUUGGGUACAAAGCAUCGGGUCUUUUUAUGUUGACGUCAUGUUGUUUGUAUACUAUUGGUCAACCAUUUGUUGAGGGAAGCAACAUUUAAUGUCUGUGCAGUUCACCUUGGUGCGUUUGGCUCGUCCUGGAGUUGCUGUCCUUUUCCUGCUCUUGUCCAGCACCCAGCACGUGCUUCUGACAUGGUGUCUUGGGGGGAGGCGACUUUAUGAAGGGGUCCUUGACUGCAUGGACUGGUAAUGUGUAGCGCGUGCACUGAGGCAAGUCCUUUCGGUCAUCAUUGUGUGUUGUUCGAGUUUUUUUUCUCUUUGCUAUGCUUCCCUAUCUGGAAUAUCAUCGGCUGUCCGCUUUCUGUUUUGUUGUUUCUCCGAGGUUGUCUUUCUGUGUAGUGCAGCAUUUCCGGAAAAAAGGAGAAGCUAGAAAUGCAGAUAGACGGAGAUUGCUGUAAUGAGGAUGGUUUUCGAAAUGGAGCUGUCUCGCCCGAAAGCUGUCCGCUUUCUUUUUUGUUGUUUCUCCGAGGUUGUCUUUCUGUGUGUAGUGCAGCAUUUCCGGAAAAAAGGAGAAGCUAGAAAUGCAGAUAGACGGAGAUUGCUGCAAUGAGGAUGGUUUUCGAAAUGGAGCUGUCUCGCCCGAAAGCGUAAUGAACUUGCGAUGAUUGC